Molecule: messenger RNA, 6096 nt
Organism: Microcebus murinus (gray mouse lemur)
Lineage: Eukaryota; Metazoa; Chordata; Mammalia; Primates; Cheirogaleidae
Source: RefSeq, a predicted model, not a curated record
GAGCCCGCAGCGCCGGCCGGGCCGGGCCGCUCGGAGGUGGGUGGGCCGCGCCGUCAGCCCGCUCGCGGGGUCCCCAUUGGCCGCCCGGCGGCCGCCCUCCGCCCGGAAGGCGGCGAGGAGCCAAGAGGCUGCUCGGGAGCCGGAGCGGGAGAGCCCGCCGAACCCAACCCCAAGAAAAUGGUCCCCCCCCCCAAGGGGCAACGCCAACCCCCCCGCCGCCGGCCGGAACCCGCCCCCCGGCCGCCGCGUGGGAUCGGCCCCCACUCCCUCCCUAGCUGUGCCCACGCCGCUGUCCCGCUCGUCCCCGGCGCUGGCGCCUAUGGUCGGCCUCCGACAGCGCUCUGGAGGGACCCGGGGAGCUCCCGGGCGCCCGGAACUGGAGGCUGAUGCAUGAGGGUCCCACCGAAGCGCAGGAGCGGUGGUGAUGGUUUGGGAACCUUCAGCGGACCUGAAGUGCGCUGGGCUUUGGUGAGGCGUGACAGUUUAUCAUGACCGUGUUCAGGCAGGAAAACGUGGAUGAUUACUACGACACUGGCGAGGAACUUGGCAGCGGGCAGUUCGCGGUGGUGAAGAAAUGCCGCGAGAAAAGCACAGGUCUGCAGUAUGCCGCCAAGUUCAUCAAGAAGAGGAGGACCAAAUCCAGCCGGCGGGGCGUGAGCCGCGAGGACAUCGAGCGGGAGGUCAGCAUCCUGAAGCAGGUCCAGCACCCCAACGUGAUCACCCUGCACGAGGUGUACGAGAGCAAGACGGACGUCAUCCUCAUCCUGGAGCUUGUUGCAGGUGGUGAGCUGUUUGACUUCUUAGCUGAAAAGGAAUCUUUGACUGAAGAGGAAGCCACUGAAUUUCUCAAACAAAUUCUCAAUGGCGUUUACUACCUACAUUCCCUUCAGAUCGCCCACUUCGAUCUUAAGCCUGAGAACAUAAUGCUGUUGGAUAGAAAUGUCCCCAAGCCGCGGAUCAAGAUCAUCGACUUUGGCUUGGCCCAUAAAAUUGACUUUGGCAAUGAAUUUAAAAACAUAUUUGGGACGCCAGAGUUUGUCGCUCCUGAGAUAGUCAACUAUGAACCUCUUGGUCUUGAGGCGGAUAUGUGGAGUAUCGGAGUAAUAACCUAUAUUCUCCUAAGUGGGGCCUCCCCAUUUCUUGGAGACACUAAGCAAGAAACGUUAGCAAAUGUAUCUGCUGUCAACUAUGAAUUUGAGGAAGAAUACUUCAGUAAUACCAGUGCCCUAGCCAAAGAUUUCAUAAGAAGACUUCUGGUCAAGGAUCCAAAGAAGAGAAUGACAAUUCAAGACAGUUUGCAGCAUCCCUGGAUCAAACCUAAAGAUACGCAACAAGCUCUUAGCAGAAAAGCAUCGGCAGUAAACAUGGAGAAGUUCAAGAAGUUUGCAGCCCGGAAAAAAUGGAAACAAUCCGUUCGCUUGAUAUCACUGUGCCAAAGAUUAUCCAGGUCGUUCUUGUCCAGAAGUAACAUGAGUGUCGCCAGAAGCGAUGAUACUCUGGAUGAGGAAGACUCCUUUGUGAUGAAAGCCAUCAUCCAUGCCAUCAAUGAUGACAACGUCCCAGGCCUGCAGCACCUUCUGGGCUCAUUGUCCAACUACGACGUUAACCAACCCAACAAGCAUGGAACACCUCCGUUACUCAUUGCUGCUGGCUGCGGAAAUAUUCAAAUACUACAGUUGCUCAUUAAAAGAGGCUCAAGAAUCGAUGUCCAGGAUAAGGGUGGAUCCAAUGCCAUCUACUGGGCUUCUCGGCAUGGCCACGUCGAUACCUUGAAAUUUCUCAAUGAGAACAAAUGCCCUUUGGAUGUUAAAGACAAGUCUGGAGAGACGGCCCUGCACGUGGCGGCUCGCUACGGCCACGCCGACGUGGUCCAGCUACUGUGCAGCUUCGGCUCUAAUCCCGAUUUCCAGGACAAGGAAGAAGAAACCCCCCUGCACUGCGCUGCCUGGCACGGCUAUUACUCUGUGGCCAAAGCCCUGUGUGAAGCCGGCUGUGAUGUGAACAUUAAGAACCGAGAAGGAGAGACGCCCCUCCUGACCGCCUCCGCCAGGGGCUACCACGACAUCGUGGAGUGUCUGGCGGAACACGGAGCUGACCUGAAUGCCUCUGACAAGGACGGGCACAUCGCCCUUCACCUGGCCGUGCGGCGGUGCCAGAUGGAAGUGCUCAAGACCCUGCUCGGCCAGGGCUGCUUCGUGGACUUCCAGGACAGGCACGGCAACACCCCCCUCCACGUGGCCUGCAAAGACGGCAACCUGCCUAUCGUCGUGGCCCUCUGCGAAGCAAACUGCAGCUUGGACGUCUCAAACAAGUGUGGACGAACACCUCUGCACCUUGCGGCCAGCAACGGGAUCCUGGACGUGGUGCGGUACCUCUGUCUGAUGGGCGCCGGCGUGGAGGCGCUGACCGCGGACGGAAAGACCCCAGAAGAUCUUGCUAAAUCAGAACAGCAUGAGCAUGUAGCAGGUCUCCUUGCAAGACUCCGGAAGGAUACUCACCGAGGACUGUUCAUCCAGCAGCUGCGGCCCACGCAGAACCUGCAGCCGAGAAUCAAGCUCAAGCUGUUUGGCCACUCGGGCGCUGGGAAAACCACCCUGGUGGAGUCUCUCAAGUGUGGGCUGCUGAGAAGCUUUUUCAGGAGGCGCCGGCCCCGGCUGGCCUCCGCCAGCUCCAGCAGGUUCCCGCCCUCGCCCCUGGCUUCCAAGCCCGCAGUCUCCGUGAGCAUCAACAACCUGUACCCGGGCUGCGAGAACGUGAGCGUGAGGAGCCGCAGCAUGAUGUUCGAGCCGGGCCUCACCAAAGGGAUGCUGGAGGUGUUCGUGGCCCCGUCCCACCACCCGCACUGCUCGGCCGAUGACCAGUCCACCAAGGCCAUCGACAUCCAGAACGCCUAUUUGAACGGAGUUGGCGAUUUCAGCGUGUGGGAGUUCUCUGGAAAUCCUGUGUACUUCUGCUGUUAUGACUAUUUCGCUGCAAAUGAUCCCACGUCAAUCCAUGUCAUUGUUUUUAGUCUAGAAGAGCCCUAUGAGAUCCAGCUGAACCAAGUGAUUUUCUGGCUCAGUUUCCUGAAGUCCCUCGUCCCAGUCGAAGAACCCAUAGCCUUUGGUGGGAAGCUGAAGAACCCGCUCCGAGUUGUCCUGGUGGCUACCCAUGCUGACAUCAUGAACGUUCCUCGACCAGCUGGAGGCGAGUUUGGAUAUGACAAAGAUACAUCGUUGCUGAAAGAGAUCAGGAACAGGUUUGGAAAUGAUCUUCACAUUUCCAAUAAGCUGUUCGUUCUGGAUGCUGGGGCUUCUGGGUCUAAGGACAUAAAGGUACUUCGAAGUCACCUGCAAGAAAUACGGAGCCAGAUUGUUUCGGUGAGUAGACCCUGGAGGGCACCUGGCCCCAGACCACCCAGUGAGCCAGGGAGCUGGGCCUUUGUGCUGCCCUCUUGGUUGGAUUUGGGCUCGGGGGACUGCUUCACAGUAGGACCCAGCACGGGGUGGCUGCAGGGACAUGUUUUUAUCCUGUUGCUCUUGGUCAAGGAAGGAAAAGUAGAGAAACAAGGAGAUGACUGGAGAUUGACCUUCUGCUGUCCCCUCUGGCAGAUCAACAUCAUGCAGAGCGAAACGGUGCAGGACGUGCUGCUCCUGGACCCCCGCUGGCUGUGCACCUGCGUCCUGGGGAAGCUGCUGUCCGUGGAGACGCCGCGGGCCCUGCACCACUACCGGGGCCGCUACACCGUGGAGGACAUCCAGCGCCUGGUGCCCGACAGCGACGUGGAGGAGCUGCUGCAGAUCCUCGACGCCAUGGACAUCUGCGCCCGCGACCUGAGCAGCGGGACCAUGGUGGACGUGCCCGCCCUGAUCAAGACGGACAACCUGCACCGCUCCUGGGCGGACGAGGAGGACGAGGCGAUGGUGUACGGCGGCGUGCGCGUGGUCCCGGUGGAGCACCUCACGCCCUUCCCGUGCGGCAUCUUUCACAAGGUGCAGGUGAACCUGUGCCGCUGGGUGCACCAGCAGGGCACGGAGGGCGACGCGGACAUCCGCCUGUGGGUGAACGGCUGCAAGAUUGCCCACCGCGGCGCCGAGCUGCUGGUGCUGCUGGUGAACCACGGCCAGGGCGUGGAGGUGCAGGUGCGCGGUCUGGAGACGGACAAGGUCAAGUGCUGCCUCCUGCUGGACUCGGUGUGCAGCACCAUCGAGAACGUCAUGGCCAGCACGCUGCCCGGGCUCCUGACCGUCAAGCACUACCUGAGCCCCCAGCAGCUGCGGGAGCACCACGAGCCCGUCAUGAUCUACCAGCCGCGGGACUUCUUCCGGGCGCAGGCGCUGAAGGAGACCUCCCUGACGAACACCAUGGGCGGCUACAAGGAGAGCUUCAGCAGCAUCAUGUGCUUCGGCUGUCACGACGUCUACCAGCAGGCCAGCCUCGGCAUGGACAUCCACGCGUCAGACCUGAACCUCCUCACGCGGAGGAAGCUCAGCCGCCUGCUGGACCCGCCCGACCCCAUGGGGAAGGACUGGUGCCUUCUCGCCAUGAACUUGGGCCUCCCCGACCUGGUGGCAAAGUACAACACCAACAACGGGGCCCCCAAGGACUUCCUCCCCAGCCCGGUCCACGCCCUGCUGCGGGAAUGGACCUCCUAUCCCGAGAGCACGGUGGGCAUCCUCAUGUCCAAACUGAGGGAGCUGGGUCGCCGGGAUGCAGCAGACUUCCUGCUGAAGGCAUCCUCCGUGUUCAAAAUCAACCUCGAUGGCAAUGGCCAGGAGGCCUAUGCGUCAAGCUGCAACAGUGGCACCUCCUAUAAUUCCAUUAGCUCGGUCGUGUCCCGGUGAGGGCAGCUUCUGGCUUGGGCAGGGUCUCUUUGGACUGCAGAGCGAGGGGGUGCGACCCAUCCUUCCCGUUGGAGAUGCCAAGGGCAUUCCUUCCUACCCACAUCCCCAGGGACCCCCGCCCCCAACUCCACCUGUUCCUCUGCCCCUGCUACCGCCCUGCCUCUCCACAUUCCCUUGUCUGCGGAUGGUCUUCCCAGGUUCAGAGCAGAACAGCUCCUUUACUUUGGCCAUUCGAAAGAAAAGCUAGUGGAGCUCCUCUCAGUGUUUUGGACUCCAUUUCUUGUCCUCCAAUACCUUGCUUUUACUGGAAUUUUACUGGAAUUCCUAAUUUUCGAUGAAAUUUUUUUAACUACCGUAUUGAUUAUCCUUUAAAAACAGAAAAGCUCAUAUUUAUCCAAAGUGUAUAUUUCUUAUACUCUUUCCUUUGUUAUACCAUCUCCUCAGCUUAUCUCUUUUAUAUUUAUAGGAGAGACUCCCAUGUAUGGAAUCCCACUGUAUAAUUUAUAAACAGACAAUAUGUGAGUGCCUUUUGCAGAAGAGGGUGUGUUUGAAACCAUCAGAGUCAGCCAGGAGCUGUCACCAAGGAAAUGCUACCUCUCUGUCCCUUGCUGUAUGCUGAUCACCGCCAGAGGUGCUUCACCCUGAAUUUUGUUGUUUUUUCUUCCCAGCAAUGUCUGUGUUUUGUUUGGCAAGGAAAGGAGAGACAUGAGUCUUCCUCCAGGGUGAUUUCAUUGGCAGUGUUGUUGCUAUACGAAGACAUGUUCAUUUUGCUUUUGUUGGAACGUCAAUGUGAAUGUCCACACGAAACCUACAAGCUGUCAGGCUUCAUCAUUCCCGCUCAUCUCAGGUAGAAGGUUGACACGGUUGUAGGGUGCGGAGACCUGUGUAAGAAUUCAGAAGAGCCCUGACUCAUCAUUUGUGGCAGUCCGUUGUCAUUGGUGCAUAGCAGAUGGUUUCCACAUUUAGAUCUUGCUUUGAUAACUUCCUAUAACUUGAAGUCUAAAACCAGAAAAUAAAGGAGGCAAGUUUUCUUCAGUGAUUUUAAAUUGUAAUAGAGUUUUAAACUGAUGAGGGAACAUGCCCUAAUUCUUCUGUCCUGAGAAGCAUGUAAUGUUAAUGUUAUAUCAUAUGUAUGUAUAUAUAUAUAUAUAUGCACUAUGUAUAUACAUAUAUAUUAAUACCGGUAUUUUUACUUAAUCUAUAAGAUGUCGUAAAAAAGUUAAGUUUUUUCUUUUUCUUUUUUUAAAUAAAUAAACUGUUGCUCGUUGCAUUA